AUGGGUCAAUUUGGAAUCACCGGCUCCUCCCCAUCUGUAUGCGUUGGGAAGGGCAUCGCCUUUCGGGCCUGGGGCAAGGAGGCAAGAGAUCUCAGCCAGAAUCAAGGUGUUUCCUUUGACACCAAUGGCAGCCCUGUUGGACAGAGAUGGGAGAGGGUUCCACGUCCUCACUCCUGUGCUGGAAAGCGCCGCCCUGUCCAAGGCUGCAGGCACCAAGGUCUAUAUGAAACUGGAGAAUGUCCAACCUACUGGCUCGUUCAAGAUUCGGGGGAUUGGCUACUUCUGUCAGGAGGGGGGAAUGCUGGCUUCGCCACGGUCUACGCUGCCAAGAAGCUGGGGAUCCCUGCCACCAUCAUAGUGCCAACGAGCACCCCCCAGGCCACAGUGCAGAAGAUGGAAGAGCAGGGGACGGAGGUGCAGGUCUUUGGGAAGGUCUGGGACGAUGCCUAUGCAAAAGCCUUGGCGUUAGCGGAGACCGAAGGCUGGGUCAGCAUCCAUCCCUUCGACCAUCCUUUGAUCUGGCAAGGCCAUGCCAGCAUGGUCAGGGAGCUGAAGGAUUCGCUAGGCCACAAGCCGGGCGCCAUCGUCCUGGCGGUGGGUGGUGGAGGGCUGCUGGCUGGAGUGGUGGCCGGCCUGCAGGAUGUGGGCUGGCAGGAUGUACCCAUCAUUGCUGUGGAGACCAAAGGAGCUGACAGCUUCAAUGCAGCAAUCAAGGCUGGGAGAUUGGUCACCCUGCCGGAGAUAACCAGCGUGGCCAAAUGUUUAGGAGCCAAGACGGUGUCUGCCCGGGCACUGGAAUGUGCCAGCGAAUGCCAGGUCAUCUCCCAGCUGGUGGAGGAUGUGGAAGCAGUCCAAGCCGUAGAGCUGUUCCUGGAUGAUGAGCGGAUGCUGGUCCAGCCGGCCUGUGGAGCCCCUCUGGCCUUGCUCUACACGGGUCGUGUUCAACAGCUGCAGCGGGAAGGGCACUUGAACCCGGGCCUGGACUCCAUUGUCGUCAUCGUGUGCGGGGGAAGCAGCAUCCAACUGGCUGGGCUCUGGGCCCUGAAAACCCAGCUGGGCAUGAAAUGACAGUGGAUGCCAACCCCAGGCA
Gopherus evgoodei (Goodes thornscrub tortoise) is the source of this 1090-nucleotide messenger RNA. RefSeq names its product serine dehydratase-like. The coding region runs from base 1 to 1068 and encodes 355 amino acids. Gene Ontology annotation, molecular function: threonine deaminase activity; L-serine ammonia-lyase activity. Gene Ontology annotation, biological process: L-threonine catabolic process; L-serine catabolic process. The transcript has 8 exons. The record is from RefSeq and is a predicted model, not a curated record. NCBI's taxonomy places the organism in Eukaryota, Metazoa, Chordata, Testudines, Testudinidae.